CCAAAUUGAUAAACCUUAUCAAAAUAACAUUAUCAUCUCCACAACUUGUAUAUAAAAUACAGUGGGACACAACCUGGCAGUAGUUUACAUCGAAAAGCGACUAAGAGAAGUCAAAGAAGAAGAAAAGCAUCGAAGAUGAAAGUUAUUGUAGCACUUUUGGUUGUCCUGGUUUCGGCCAGUCCUCUGAAUGCUAUCCAAUUCCCAGCCACGGGUUCGGGCGAUCUAGCAAGGGAACUCGAUCCUUUCCUGGACCUGAUCCCGUUUGGAAAGGUUCUCGAAAUAUCGAAAGCCUAUCUGGCUCAGGAUAAAGAAUUCCAAACAGUCGUUGAGUUGAUCAAGUCCAACGAAUCGAAACUAUGGGUACAAGAUGUCGAACAGAAUCCUGAAUUCAAACAUUUAGUGGACUAUAUGCAGAACGCCGGUUUGGAUAUAAAAUUGCUGGUGAACCGCUUCAACAAAGCUUUUGGUAUCCCAUCUGUGGUCUCUAGGAUAAAAACCUUCUUCGCUCCUCAUAUCAUGAUCAGCGGUGGAAUCGAAGGUUACGUCCAAGAUAUCGGUAGUCUUAUUUCGGUAGAUAAGUUUGAGCAACUCUACGAAGAGAAGAUAGCGCACUCCAAGGUGUUCAAGGAUUUCGUGCACGAAGUGACUUCCGCCGAAUACAUAUCCUUCUACAUAUCCAUUUUCUCGAAUAAGCAGUACCAAAAUUUGGAACAACAGGCCGCAAACCACGGCAUUAAUAGAAACUAUUUCCAAGUUUCCGUUCCCUUAAUACUUGUAGUUUCCACUGUAAUUUAAAGUUGAAAGUAUUAGGUUUUAGGAAUUCAAUUCGAUGAUGCUUAUUGUUCAUUUGUCUCGUAAGAAAUAAAAUAUAAUUAUGUUGCACUGAAA
Molecule: messenger RNA, 888 nt
Organism: Bombus pascuorum
Lineage: Eukaryota; Metazoa; Arthropoda; Insecta; Hymenoptera; Apidae
Product: protein G12
Exons: 2
Coding region: 136-795 (219 amino acids)
Source: RefSeq, a predicted model, not a curated record